Molecule: messenger RNA, 453 nt
Organism: Microplitis demolitor
Lineage: Eukaryota; Metazoa; Arthropoda; Insecta; Hymenoptera; Braconidae
Product: E3 SUMO-protein ligase ZBED1-like
Exons: 1
Coding region: 1-453 (150 amino acids)
Source: RefSeq, a predicted model, not a curated record
AUGAUUGCUAAGGGACAUCAUGCUUUAAGAAUAGUUGAAGAACCUGAAAUGCGUAAACUAAUUCAACUAGUUUCAAAUUGUCCUGGGUAUCAACUUCCCUCUAGAAAAACAGUAUCAACUAAUUUAAUGUCUAAUGUCCAUCAAGAACUACAAAGCGAGGCUCGAAUAAAGAUUAAAGCUGCAGUUGCACUAUCUCUGACUACUGAUGGUUGGACGUCUAGUAAUAAUGAAAGCUAUAUAGCUGUAACAGCCCAUUUUAUAGAUGAUGAAACCAAGCUUUGUUCUAUAUUACUCACUUGUGAAGCAUUUAAUGAUAGACAUACAAGCGAGAAUUUAUGUGACUUUUUGAGGAAUGUCAUGAUAGAUUGGGAUAUUUUGCAUAAAGUUACUGCUGUUGUUAGUGAUAAUGCAUCGAACAUCAUAAAUGCUGUUAAACUUGGAAAGUGGCGAUGA